Messenger RNA from Dendroctonus ponderosae (mountain pine beetle), 1196 nucleotides. RefSeq lists its product as uncharacterized. The coding region runs from base 52 to 921 and encodes 289 amino acids. NCBI's taxonomy places the organism in Eukaryota, Metazoa, Arthropoda, Insecta, Coleoptera, Curculionidae. The record is from RefSeq and is a predicted model, not a curated record. The transcript has a single exon.
UAUAUCAGUUUAACCCGGCCGGAAGAUCACAUCAUUCAGAAAAUCACUACGAUGAACUUCAAAAUAGUUUCUGUGAUCCUGUGCGCGGCGGUCGUGUCUCAAGCUCUUCCCACGCAGGAAGAAGCUCGCAGCAACUCCAUUCAGACGGAAAACGACUUGUUGGACGCCGUCUACACCGAUUGUCUACGCAAAGAUUCACUCUCCUGUCUCAAGUACAAGAUCUACAACUUCGUGGACAAGACCCUGGGCCAAAAGGAUACGAUUACAGUGACUGAUGGAGUACAAAUCAUCAAAACUGGAAGUGAUAAGGAUGGUGCACCUCGCGCCCUAAACAGUGACGAUUCCAUCGAAACUCUUGUCUUCGAUCGCGUGGCUCGUUGGCUGGAUACUCACACCAUCAAAGUUGACCUGAAGGGUAGCGAAAUUGUCAAUGCCGUUCAAUCGACCGCCAGAAGCUUCAAUGAUGUUAUUGCUGAAGACGAUGGCAGCGGCGUGGAAGAGGGCAGGAAGAAGAAGAAGAAGGGCGGCAACAUGGGACCUUUGAUGGCCGCUCUUGCCCUGAAAGCUGCAAUCCUAGGAAAACUGGCUCUUUGGGCUAUCGCCAUGUUGGCUGGAAAGGCACUGCUGAUUGGUAAAAUCGCCCUAGUAUUGUCCUCCAUCAUUGGAAUCAAGAAACUCCUGGCCAGCCAGAACAGCGGAAAACAUGUCACUUAUGAAGUUGUUUCCCAUCCACAACAUACCAGCAGUCACGUCAACACUCACGAAGUGGCCUACGCUGGAGGUUCAGGGCAUGGAGGCGGCUAUGGAGGAGAUGUAGGAGGAUUCAGCGGCGGUUCAGGACAUGGAGGCUGGGGAAGGUCCCUGGAAGCUCAACAGCUCGCCUACAGAGGACAACAGCCAGAGGCGCAGACACAACAGUAGAUAGUUCAGUACCUGCCAAAUCUUCAACCGAAAGCCCAGUUCCAAGCAAGAGCAACAGCUGUACAUUUUUCCAUGACAUAGCUCUUGAAGGGACUUUAGCUCACGGCUUACAAAAUGAUAUUUAUGUAAUUUAUUUUAAAAUAAAGCUUAGUUGUAACACGAACAAGACUAUGACCUACCAACAGACAAACACAUUAUUUACGAUAUUACAUAGCUCUAAGAAAUCUGUUAGAUUGAACCGAUCAAAGGCGCAAAUAAAUGAGUUUUUAUUUUGA